Messenger RNA from Penicillium atrosanguineum, 882 nucleotides. RefSeq lists its product as uncharacterized. The coding region runs from base 1 to 882 and encodes 293 amino acids. The transcript is spliced from 6 exons. The record is from RefSeq and is a predicted model, not a curated record. NCBI's taxonomy places the organism in Eukaryota, Fungi, Ascomycota, Eurotiomycetes, Eurotiales, Aspergillaceae.
AUGAUUGAUGUGGGGGAGUUAAAGCAGCGAUACGAAGCCGUGAGGGCUAUUGAUAAUAGCAAGGAUACUGUUAUCGAGGAGCUCUUUUUUAAGGUCGAGCAGCUUCGGAACAGUCUCAAACAAGAGAAAGACGAGCUUGAAGAUCAAAAGAGACUGGUGCGUGAUUACAAAGAGGAUUCUAAGAAGAAUCAGGAUGAGCUCCGAAAGAUGCAUGAAGAUCAAGCGAGGUUGAGCUAUGUUUCAGUGCUCAUUGAUGGCGACGGUAUGAAUUUCUUAGAUACGCUUGUUCAAGAUGGGAAAACUGGAGGUCAAGAGGCUGCCAAGCUUCUGAAAGAAGCUGUUCAGAACCAUGCCCAAGAGGCCGAGCCGAAGCCUAGCUCCAACGUCCAAUACAAGAUCCGUGUCUACGCAAACGUGAGAGGACUGGCCAAAGUGUACCACAGGGCCAGCAUUAUUGAUUCUGAGGAUGUCUUGGAAUCAUUCAUUCAAGGUUUUAAUAUGGAGAACAUGUUGUGUGACUUUGUGGAUGUGGGUAAGGCUAAAGAGGGCUCUGAUGCGAAAAUUCGAGCUCUCUUCGAAUAUGAUCUUAUUGAUGUUCAUUGUCUAUGUAUUGUCUUUGGUGGUUCUGGGGACAAUGGCUAUGCGCACAUGUUAAGGCCCUAUCGCGGAUCGGAUCGCAUCUCACUCGUCGAGGGCCCCCCGUUCGAACAAGAAUUGAAAGCUUUGAAAGAUGGCUUCAGGAUCAUAUCAUUCGGCAAUCACAUCGAUGGUGCCGAGAACACCGCCUCCGAAUUAUGCAUCCAUGGUCAGGUCGGUACCUCAAUCACAAUCCGAGACAAACAAUGGACCCUCGGCAUCAAAUGGCAUUCCUGGAAGCCCUAG